Stereum hirsutum FP-91666 SS1 is the source of this 1173-nucleotide messenger RNA. RefSeq lists its product as uncharacterized. NCBI's taxonomy places the organism in Eukaryota, Fungi, Basidiomycota, Agaricomycetes, Russulales, Stereaceae. The transcript has 2 exons. The coding region runs from base 312 to 755 and encodes 147 amino acids. The record is from RefSeq and is a predicted model, not a curated record.
GUGAACGAGGCCUUUGCAUCGUUCGUUCACGACGAGCUACAGCAGCUCGCAUAAUAGUGGUCAACGACGACGGGCCAGGUCUUCUUCCCUCUUCUUUCGCUCCACAACCAUCUCUGUCGCUCGCUAUUUUCUUUCUGGUGGUUGUAAAUAUCGAGCCGGACUCGAGUGCACAGAUUUUUGCUGCUCUUCAUCUGAAAAGUUGAAGACCGUAUCUUUAUUCCAUUCAGUAACGAGUAACUAUCGUAUAGUUGCUUAGGAAGAAGACCUUUGGCAUUGAUCUAUACCCCAUCAACCCCACAAAGUUCCAUCCGAUGCCCCGUCGCUCACCACCAACAGCGCUUCGCCUGCACGAAGGCCCACUCCCUACACGGGGAAAGCCCAAAUUUACACUCCCCUCCGUCCCGCGUCCGAUCUUCCACGCACCCUCCAUCGCCCCGCGCGGUCCAGCUCCCCGUGCGCGCCAGGCUUCCGUUUCAUCCCACUCACCCAACUCUUCCAUUAAUUCCUUCGACCCAUCGACCCUUUCGCAAGUUAGGGCGUCUUCGGACUACUUUCCCACCACCAUAAGCCCAUCAUCUUCGCAGGCUUCGAGUCCCUCCGCGUCUAUCGGUUCAAAUCAUGGACACCGACAGAAGAUGGUGAGAGGACCUUGGGACAGUGCGAAUUCAAUUGUGGUGCCUUUCGAUGUGGGUUCGGUGUUACCUCCUCCGAAGAGAGCAGCUGUUAGUCCGGGAGGCGGGUUGGGAGGCCGUUGAUGUGCGCUAAGAUCGCCAGCGCCACUGGUGAUGGUGUAAUGGACACGGAUAAGGUUGGGUUUGCAUUCGCUGAUGAAACGUUCGUUGCCUUACGAGGUCUGCUACACAUCGGACUAGAGCUCCCCGCAGUUUGAUGUUGAGACAUGACAGGACGUCGUACUAGCUUUUGGUUGGGUCUGUGUUUGCAAGUGCGUCCAUGUACCCGUUUGUCGCCUGUAUCUUACUCAGUUCCGUCCGACACUGCGAUGGGAGUGGUUGUUUUACCACUGCGUCGAUGAACAUAAUGAUGCUACGCAUUUUGUUCCGCUUUGCGAUAUUCUCACAAGGAACCACACGUUUCGUUGUACUUGGCUACUGCUACUUGCGUCAGCUUAACUUCUCUAAUACAUUUGCCGGCGCCUCCUGUCUCUUGAAUUAA